Molecule: messenger RNA, 1656 nt
Organism: Talaromyces atroroseus
Lineage: Eukaryota; Fungi; Ascomycota; Eurotiomycetes; Eurotiales; Trichocomaceae
Exons: 6
Coding region: 1-1656 (551 amino acids)
Biological process (GO): transsulfuration
Molecular function (GO): cystathionine gamma-synthase activity; pyridoxal phosphate binding
Source: RefSeq, a predicted model, not a curated record
AUGGAAUGUAUAGCCCCAACAUCAGCGCCUUGGAUUCCUCCAGAGAGGCUUCAGGAACUGCCCUUUGGAACGGCAUAUGUCUAUCCUGCUGACUCCAAGCACGGCGUCAGUAUAUCUUUGCCCACUUGGGAAGCCACUAUUUCAUAUUUCGAAGAAGCCGAAGCUUGGAAAAAUAAACACAUAGAGUGGUGCUAUCCGAGAUUCUUCGUUAAUCGGCCUAUUCGAGAACUCGCGGAUGCAGCAUUGGAAAGGCUCAACCUUACAAAAGACACAGACAUUGCGUAUCUUUUAUUUCCCACAGAAGCCAUCGCCCAGGAUUGUGCAUGGCAUAUCGCCAAAGAUCACCAGUCCGUCGCCAUUGAUAUCGUCUUGGACCUUGCCAGCUUCGCCAUGGCUAUAUUCCCCAAAGAAGCCAAGGGGUCCGCCAUGAUGUUCUGGAUUAACGCCGGAGGAGGGUUAACGACUAGACAUGCCAUGUUCUCCAAGGAUUACCUUUGCUAUUUAGAGGGCGAAUACAGUAACAAAAAGUCUCACAUUCAAUCACCAAAGCCCAUUGACUCGGCUCUGUCGAUGCCUUCCUGGAUAAACGGAAUUGCCUCCACGUCGGUGAAUGUCAAGUCGACGAUUGCCAAGCUGUCUACGCCAGAGGAUGCCGCACAACCUCCGGUGACUGCAGAUGAUGUGAUUUUGUAUCCAACUGGGAUGAAUGCAAUAUACAAUGCCUCGGAAGCUUUGGCAUCUCUAGCAAAGACGUCAACUGUCGUAGCCUUUGGAUGGAUAUACGAUGAAACAAUCCAUAACUUGAAAAAUGGCCCCUGGAAAAAGUUCAUCGGCUACAAACGGGGAACAGAGCAGGACUUGGAGGACCUCACGAACCGUCUCAAGGCUGGUGAGCGUAUUGGCGCAUUGUUCUGCGAACUGCCUAGCAAUGUUUUCCUGUCAUCGCCCCCUUUGCAUCGGUUACGGGAGCUCGCCAACGAAUAUGGAUUCUAUAUUGCCUGUGAUGACACCGUGGCUGGCUUCAUCAACCUCGAUCCAAUGCCCUAUGUGGAUGUCAUGCUGACUAGCUUGACCAAGAUUUUCAGCGGAGCGUCGGAUGCUACGGGAGGAAGUGUGAUUGUAAACCCAGCCUCACGGGAUCACAACUCUAUCAAGGCGGCUAUACAAGCUCGAUAUGAACACGCAUGUGUUUUCCCCCUCGACACCGAAACACUUCACUAUAACAGUCAAUAUUUGAUCUGGCGCGCUAGAAAAUGCAACGAAAACACUCUUGCCGUUGUUCAAAUGCUCCAUGGCCAUCCACUGAUCAAGCGACUCAACCACCCCUCGGUUGACGAAUCACUGCCUAUUUACAAGAGCCUGAUGCGCAAGGACGGUGGCUACGGGCACGUCCUUAGCGUGAUCUUUCAUGACAAGAACGUCGCACAUCGGUUCUACGAUAUCCUGAACCUACCCAAGGGAUCCAGUUUCGGUACAAAUUUUACCAUUGCAGUGCCAUUCGCGCUGCUCGUGCACUACUACAACCGAGACAAGGUCGCCGCGCAUGGGUUGCCAGAACAUAUUAUACGCUUCAGUAUCGGAUUGGAGAAUGUGGAGGAGAUCAAAAGUGUCAUCCAGAACGCACUAGAAAAGUGCACAGAUCAAACCUGUACCUAG